UAAUAUUGUUGUACCUUGUAGACUGAAAAUGACUAUUUGUCAGCUUCUAUUUGUCUUCUCUUCAUUCACUCCUUUCUCUCCAUUUGCUGCCUAGUGUAACCUUCAGCAAAUUUAUAUUCCUCUGCUUAUUAAUUUCAUGGCAUCUGAGUUUUUUUUGGUUUUAUGUGGGAAAAUUCUAUUCCCCUUUGUUUGUAUUCCUAAAUCCAAAGUCCUAAUCAGGAAAAAUCAAAGAAAAUUAGAGAUUCUUGGUGGGUUUUGUGUGUUUUUCUUGUUUGGUUUAUGGGGUCUCUUGAUGGAACAUAAAAAAUGCUGAAAGGUUUGACUUUAUGGGUUCUCUUGAUAGAAGAUAAAACAAGCUGAAAUAAAGGUGGUCUGAUAUUCUAAUCUGAGAGAAGAUGGCCAUGUCACUGGAGGACCUCCUCGCGAAGGAAGGAUUCAAUAAGAGGAUGUCAAAAACGAUGCCUAGAGCUUCAUCGGGAACAAAGGGAAGAAGUGGCCCUAUUUAUCGACUUCAAGAUCCUCAUAAGUUUGUUGCUUCAUCUGGCACAAAAAAGCCGGAGAGGACAAAAUCUGAUAUUCCAUGCCAUGACUUGAAAAGUAAGCACAGAAUGGGUUCUUGCGAUAUAUCAUCAGAUGUUAAGAGAACAAGCAUUAGUUCUUUUGAUGAAUUUUUAUCUGCCGAGGCUUCUCCAAACAAUGAGAUAGUUGAGGUCGGAGAGAGAAAUGAUUCAAGAUACAACCGUAUAUACUCAAAUCGAACUUACAGAAAUGAGAGUGGUGAAGGUAGGUCUGGUACCAGAAGUUCUGAGGACACAGAAUCAAAGAGACAAUCCUUCGGAAAAGAUACACAAGCUACAGCAAAAUGUCUCAAUAAAUCUAGUAAAAAGGUUUUAGAACAUCCAAGCUUUAAAGAUGGUUAUCAGAAACAUAUGGAACAACCCGAGACCUCAAACAGCAGAUCAACUAGAAGUUCAGUAACCAACAAAAGUUCCGAUGCAACUACAAGCCUAAGGAAAGCUGAGAUUGAGCACACCGCAGCUAUUCCUGCUCUUGAUGAACUUGCUAUUCAGGCUGUAAUCUCUAUCUUGAGCGGGCAUAUAAAACAUUUUCUCCUAGAUGAGGAUUUUAGGACAUCACUUCGUCACAAUAGCUUCGCUUCGUUAAAUUUUAUUGGAUUUGAAGAAGGUCUGAAUACUGAAAGCAAGAUCAUAGCCACUCUUGAACAAGCUAUAGAAAUAGUAGAAAGAGCUGCAGAGGAUUGUGCAAAUGAGAAAGAGCUUAAGAAAGCCUCACUGCAGCUUAGUGUAAUCACAGGGUUGAAUUCAGACGAGUUACGGGAUCGAUUUACGUCCGGAAUUCCCAAUUCUAAAUUGGCAGCUUGUGCACAUCUGUAUCUCAGUGUCAUAUAUAAGAUACAGAAGAAGGACCGUAUCGCUGCAAAACACCUCCUGCAAGUUUUCUGCGAUUCACCCUUUCAAGCAAGGACUAGUUUGUUGCCUGAUUUGUGGGAUCGCAUGUUUCUUCCUCAGCUUUCACAUUUGAAGGUCUGGCAUGAUUCAGAAGCUAAUUUUCUUGGUGACCUACGUAAUAAGUCAAGGAAACUGAAGCUGCUUGACAAAUUAUACAGUGAAAAUCUGGACAAAGGUACUUAUCAGUUUUCAGUUUACUACAAGGAUUGGCUAACCGAAGGGGCUGAGAUUCCUUUAGUUCCUUAUAUUCAAAUUCCUCCAAUAUCUGUUUCGCGUGAAGGUUCCUUUAGCAACUCUUCCCACUUAAGUAGUGGUGUUGGCGGUUUCUCACCUCAGCCUGUUGUCAGCAAAAAGUUGUAUGAUGAAGUAUUCCGUCGUUCACAUAAACUAGGAGCUGAAUCAGAAGAGCUCCAGGAAGAAAGCUAUGAAAUUAGUGUGAGGAAGCCUGCUAGGUUUGCUGCUAAAAAUCUGGUAGCAUUGACAUACUCCGCUGAAGUGAUUAAGUGUAUAGAUCAAGAUGCUGUGCCUGGUGCUACAGUUGAUUCAUAUGGUGCAUCAACCGCUUGGGAUGCGGCGGGGGUAUUUGGAAUUGAUUCUCCAGAAGAAAAAUUUUUCAUGGAAAUAUUUGGAAACUCUGAUAUGAAGGAAACAGCUCCAUUAAAGACCAACAUACUGGAUUCAUUUGCACCUGCAGAUCUGACCAAGUUCAUAUUCAUCAGGAUAACAAAAGCAGCUCUUGAGCAGGAGACUGAGGAGGUAGUGCUUCCUGCUCAAGGAGUCAAUUAUGUGGGAAGAACUUCCACAAACAUUCCACAGGAAUUUAUCUGCCCUUUGACUGGACUUAUUUUUGAAGAUCCAGUUACCCUUGAAACUGGCCAAACCUUUGAGAGAGCAUCUAUUAAAAGCUGGAUUUCGAAAGGAAACAAAACAUGCCCAGUAACACGAAGAUCGUUAGAAUGUCAAAAUGUGCCCUGCAGUAACUUCAUUUUGAAGCGUGUCAUCACCAAUUGGAAGUCAGAACAUUGGAGGCAACUUCUGGCUUAUUUCUCUAAGUUAGCUGGAAAUUCAGGGGGACACGGUUGGUUGAAGAACGAAAUAGCCGUUUCCGUGUUGGAACAACUACUUAAUGCUUUAAAUCAGGAUCAAAGAAAAGCAGCUUUAGUGCAGCUUCUAUCCCUCGGAAGCUUACAGUUUCUCAUCGAGAGAUUUAAUCGUGGAAACGCAAGGGAGAAGAUAUGUGUUUCUGUAUUACUUUGCUCUUGCAUUGAAGCUGACACUAAUUGCAGAAAUGUAGUUGCUAGAAAUGUUGAUAAGAUACGGCUGCUUAGUCUUCUUCAAAGAGAAGAGUUGGUAUUAAGGAGAAACGCCUUUUUACUCCUGACUGAACUCAUAUGCCUUAACAGGAGAAAAGAUGCAAAGUUCUUCCUUAAAAGUCUUCAUAAAGAUAACAUAGUCAAAGCGAUGCAUGAUUUGCAGAUGUAUCUCCAGGAUUGUCCAUGUGAACAGAAAAUCAUGGUUGCUCUGCUGCUCUUGCACUUCAAUCUUCUGGCCGAAACAGAUAUGCCCAGCACAUACAGAGAUGAUGCUGUUGAUGCUAUGACUUUGGCCUUGGAAAGAAGCUUAUCAGAUGGAAGGAGCAGAGAAAUAUGUUGCAAAGCACUCCUUAUUCUGGGAGGGCAUUUUUCGUUCUCGGGUAAGAUUAUGACAGAGGAUUGGAUCCUAAAGCAAGCAGGGUUUCUUGAAGGCUUUGGAGUAGAAUAUACCGUUGAGGAGCAGAAUAAUGUGCUUGCUGAUGCAACUGUUAUGAAAAUGGAGGAUGAAGAACAAGAAGCCAGGGAAAAGUGGUUGUUAGAUGCAUCAGCUUUACUCAUUGGCAGUGGCAAGAAGUCAUUUGUGGAGGCUCUCUCAAAGUGCUUAGGUUCAGGAAACUCGGAAAUGGUCCGAAUCUGUCUAACAACGGUCGCGUGGCUGAGCUCAGCACUUGCUUUACUGAACGACUCGGAAUUUGAGCUAUCUGCAUUUUUAGCUGUUAUCACUCAGCUGAUAGAAUGCUUACAACAUGGUGAUCUGAUUGAGCAUAAGGUUUUAGCUUCAAUGUGUCUACUCAAUUUCAGCAAAAUUCAAGGGUCUUAUUGAUGAUGAUAGCUGAGGAUUUUGUUGGUCCACUA
Molecule: messenger RNA, 3637 nt
Organism: Solanum stenotomum
Lineage: Eukaryota; Viridiplantae; Streptophyta; Magnoliopsida; Solanales; Solanaceae
Exons: 9
Coding region: 396-3605 (1069 amino acids)
Biological process (GO): protein ubiquitination
Molecular function (GO): ubiquitin-protein transferase activity
Source: RefSeq, a predicted model, not a curated record